This is a messenger RNA of Myotis brandtii (Brandt's bat), 348 nucleotides long. RefSeq names its product DPY30 domain containing 1 (gene DYDC1). NCBI's taxonomy places the organism in Eukaryota, Metazoa, Chordata, Mammalia, Chiroptera, Vespertilionidae. The record is from RefSeq and is a predicted model, not a curated record. Gene Ontology annotation, cellular component: Set1C/COMPASS complex. The transcript is spliced from 3 exons. Bases 1 to 348 code for a protein of 115 amino acids.
AUGGAGUCGGCAUAUCUUCAAAAGCACCUUGGGAAAUGUCUAACUCAAGGUCUUGCAGAAGUGGCAAGACAUCGCCCAGUGGAUCCGAUAGAAUAUCUAGCAUUGUGGAUGUAUAAGUAUAAGGAAAAUGUGACCAUGGAGGAACUGAGACAAAAGGAAAUGGCCGACCUGCAGCAUGAAAGAGAAGUAGCCCGGCUGGAGCAGGAGCGGCUGGAGAGGCUCAAAGCAGAGGAGCUCAUGUUUCAGCAGCAACAGCUGGCCUUACAGCUGGAGUUAGAAAUGCAAGAGAAAGAAAGGCAGAGAAUAGAACAACAGAGAGCUCAAGAACAAUUAGAGAAGGUAAUUUGA